Molecule: messenger RNA, 342 nt
Organism: Triticum turgidum subsp. durum (durum wheat)
Lineage: Eukaryota; Viridiplantae; Streptophyta; Magnoliopsida; Poales; Poaceae
Source: the annotation of a GenBank genome assembly
AUGUCGACCGUCGUCGCAGCACCGGCUCGUAGCAUGGCGGCGCCGUCGCAGCACAUCGAUGGUCGUCGAAGCACUGGCUCGCAACAUGAUGGUGCCUCCGAAGCAUCGUUGGAGCAGCUGGGGCACCGUCGCAGCAUCGCCGCGCGAUGGAAGCAACCCGGGCCACUCGCGCCAUGGAAGCAAUCCUGCAUCAUUGAGGCGGUGGAGUUUUUUUCCAGCUCAUUGGUGGAGCUUGUUGCGGCGGUGGUGGAGGUGGUGGUGGAGAAGUUGGGGCAGUGUGGUGGAGGCGGUGGAGGUGAAGCUCCGGCAGUUUGGUGGAAUUUCCCGCUCCGAUUCCGGUGA